AUUAACAUGCCUCGCUUCUCGCUUAAACCUUUUAUUGCCCGCGUUCUGGUCAGCCCGCCCACCACCUCGCUCGCCGAAUCUACUGCAAUUGUCAAGCACUUACAGGUCUUUGGUCAUCCGGCCGCCUUCUCCAAAGCGAGUCAUCCUGCGGCUCAGAACGAUGAGCAUCAACAAGAGUUCGAUCUCGUCUACCUCUCCUCCGAGCAACUCCUCCACGCCUGUAGCUUAAGUCCAAUCACAAUUCGAGUGAAUCACGACCUCCCAGACCCAAGAAUUGUGGACCCUUACAACGUCCGAGGUCUACAAGAUAGGAGGCGCCCGUCCCCAAAAGCAUUUGUCUGCCGCGUCAGCAAGCGAGACAAUGAUUAUACCUACACUGGCCAAAAUUCACUCUCUGGAGGCUUUGCUCCGAGCAACAUGAGCAGGCUCUAUCAAAGCUUGCAAGAGACACAGGCUCCUGUCAGUCUAACUGAUGCAUUUGGUGCUUCCCCGGCUGGGGAUGGGCAUUUGGAAAAUCGCACUAGCCCCGCUCACAAGGAGCAUGAAAACUUGGCCUCCCUAUACCGUGACGACACCUCC
Molecule: messenger RNA, 579 nt
Organism: Exophiala aquamarina CBS 119918
Lineage: Eukaryota; Fungi; Ascomycota; Eurotiomycetes; Chaetothyriales; Herpotrichiellaceae
Exons: 1
Source: RefSeq, a predicted model, not a curated record